This is a messenger RNA of Sarcophilus harrisii (Tasmanian devil), 1664 nucleotides long. It is a transcript of the gene MPST, whose product is annotated as mercaptopyruvate sulfurtransferase. The record is from RefSeq and is a predicted model, not a curated record. Gene Ontology annotation, biological process: transsulfuration. Lineage: Eukaryota; Metazoa; Chordata; Mammalia; Dasyuromorphia; Dasyuridae. Bases 361 to 1245 code for a protein of 294 amino acids. Gene Ontology annotation, molecular function: thiosulfate-cyanide sulfurtransferase activity. Gene Ontology annotation, cellular component: mitochondrion. The transcript has 3 exons.
GUUUUCCUUCUGAUUCAAGAGGGCCCGGGUCGCCAGACUAGCCGGUGUCUCCCUCCCCAACACGCCCCUCGCCCGCCUGCCUCUUGCCACUCCCUCUCUCUCCCCGGCUCAAUAAAGUUAGCCAGUUCAAAAAGGGAAGCCCUGGUAAGGGCCCUGCCUCCCUCCCAGCCUGCCUCGGUCCCUCCCUCGCCGCUGGCCCGGCCCUGGGAUCCCUCCUUCCUGCGCUCCAGGCCCGGCCCAUUGGCGUCGCCGUCGCAGGAGAAGGGGCGGAGAAGCAGCCAGCCUGGGCCGGCCCGUGCCUCGUCUGGAAGGUCCCAGGAGGCCUCUAGUCAGACAGAAGCUGGCCAGAAGCCAAGCAUCAUGGCGGCAGGAUCCCUCUUCAGAGCUCUGGUAUCAGCCAACUGGGUGGCUAAGUCCUUGAAGGCGUCCCAGCCCCUGAGGCUUCUGGAUGCCUCGUGGUACCUGCCCAAGAUGAACCGAGACCCCCGGCAGGAGUUUGAGCAGUCUCACAUCCCCGGAGCGGCCUUCUUUGACAUUGACCUCUGCAGUGACCGGACCUCCCCCUAUGACCACAUGCUGCCCAGCCCCGCAGACUUUGCCGAGUAUGUUGGCAAGCUGGGGGUGGGGAACGGCACCCACGUGGUGGUGUACGACGCCAGCGAUCAGGGCCUCUUCUCCGCCCCCCGAGUGUGGUGGAUGUUCAGGGCCUUUGGGCAUGAUACCGUCUCACUGCUGGAUGGAGGGUUAAGGAACUGGAAGCGAGAGGGGUACCCUCUGAGCUCUGGCAAGGCCCGCCCGAUUCAAGCAGAGUUCCACGCCACCCUCAACCCUUUGUUCGUGAAGACCUACGAAGACAUGAAAGAUAACAUUGAAUCGCGCAAGUUCCAGGUCAUAGAUGCUCGUGUUGAAGGGCGCUUCAAGGGUGUGGAGCCGGAGCCCCGGGAAGGCAUUGAACCUGGCCACAUCCCUGGCUCCUGCAACAUCCCCUUCCUCGACUUCCUGACUGAAAAAGGCCUGCAGAAAAACGCUGAAGCCAUCCAAAGACUGUUCCAGGAGAAGAAGGUGGACCUGUCGAAGCCCCUGGUGGCAACCUGUGGUUCAGGCGUCACUGCCUGCCACGUAGCCCUGGGUGCUUAUCUCUGUGGCAAACCUGAUGUGGCCAUCUAUGACGGAGCCUGGGUGGAGUGGUACAUGAGGGCCCGGCCUGAGGAUGUUGUCUCGGAGGGCAGAGGCAAAACUCUCUGAGUCGGGAGUAAGCGGGGGCUUUCCCUGCUCCCUGGUCACCAGCCUUUACCACCCCAACAUGGGGAGUAGCCCAACCCAACAGUUUUCUUAAGUCUUUUUUAAAUACAGUGGCCAAAUUUCAUUUUUUUUUUUUUAUUCUCAAGGUGUGGCCUGCAUGGCACACACUCCCUCCUUCCCUCCCUCUGGGAGGCCAUUGAAAAUACGUUCUGAUUCUGAGAUAAAUGCUAUCCGCUAAAAGGGGGAAGGAGGAUAGAGGAUACUUUUUGACAAUGGUGAAGGGAUUUAAUUGGUUGAUUAAAGUGGGGAAUGGGGGGGAGGGGGCUUCAAAUAUGGCCCUCUGAAAUUUAGCCUGUUGAUCACCACACUACCUCCUCCUAUCUUUUUUGUCAAUAAAUAUGAAACAUUUAAUCUUUCUAUAC